Eurypyga helias (sunbittern) is the source of this 346-nucleotide messenger RNA. RefSeq names its product testis development related protein (gene TDRP). NCBI's taxonomy places the organism in Eukaryota, Metazoa, Chordata, Aves, Eurypygiformes, Eurypygidae. The record is from RefSeq and is a predicted model, not a curated record. The transcript has a single exon. Gene Ontology annotation, cellular component: nucleus; cytosol. The annotation marks the transcript as partial. Gene Ontology annotation, biological process: spermatogenesis.
AACAAACCUAAAAUUAAAGGAAGAGACGAAGUCUGAAAAGAAGCCAGGUUUUUGGGACAGUUUGGUGAUAAAGCAGAAUGCCCCAUCUAGGAAGCCCGAUGAGAUUGAGGGAUGGGAACCACCGCAGAUUACUGCUGCUGACUCUACCAGUGAGGCAGCAACUGCUUUAAGUGACUAUACAGCCUGGUCAGGCUGGGAAGAUGAAACCAAAGGCUCCACAAAAUACACGAACCUGGCCAGCUCAGGAAACAGUUCCAGGUGGAGUAUCAAAUCCGCUGGAAAGCUGGUUAGUAUUAGACGUCAAAGCAAAGGUAACCUUACUGACAACUGGGAAGAACUCGAAUGA